This is a messenger RNA of Cyanidioschyzon merolae strain 10D, 1089 nucleotides long. RefSeq lists its product as hypothetical. The coding region runs from base 1 to 1089 and encodes 362 amino acids. The transcript has a single exon. NCBI's taxonomy places the organism in Eukaryota, Rhodophyta, Bangiophyceae, Cyanidiales, Cyanidiaceae. The record is from RefSeq and is a predicted model, not a curated record. Gene Ontology annotation, cellular component: Golgi apparatus.
AUGGCGCACAAUUCAAGAAAGCGUCUACAAUCUGACACGAGCCCACCGCGGCUCGAGCAGGCAACGUACGCUCAGUGCCGCCUUUCGCUUCCUCGGUGUCGGUCUGGUACCUGGGCGCCACGAAUGGGGCGCUGCAGCUCGUGUCGGAACAAGACGAUAUACUUUUGCUAUGUAAAUCGAGAGUUUAUUUGCUUGAACUGCGUGUUCCAGCCGAGGUAUGAACUUUCCGUUGUGCGCUCGUACAAGGAAUGGAUUCGAGACUCGAGCUACGAGCAGCCUCCACGUUGUCCGUUUACCGGAGCGCCUCUCCGACACGGUGAGGAGCUGGUUCGGCUACCACCCCCUGACCUACGUGUGGUUUCCGCCGCGGGACUCGCAGCUUAUCUUCGUGGGCGUUUCGGCCCGGACACAACACCAGCAGGAUUCCGUUCGAACGAGCUGCCUUUCGGGUUGGUGCCGGACCCGCAGGAUGACUCUGCAGUGGCGCAGCGUUUGCGGAGGUUCCUCGCGUUGCUCGGCUAUGAUGCAGCUCUAGCCGUAGCAGAGCCGCUGGAAGACAAACGUUCGAGUCCCGGCACCGUCUCGGCAGAGGGAGGCACGCAAGCCGCCAGCGAGGCAACGCUGUUGGAGCGGCGCCUCCCGAGCGAGCAACGCCCGGUGUCUCGCCCGCUGGAGGCCACCACAGAGGCCGUGAGUCGCACGGCGCCGCGAACGGGCUCCAACACAACGAUCGUGGUGGAGUCUCACAAAACCUCCGAGCCCGACUCCACGACAGCGAUCGCUCCGGCACGGAAGCAGAACGCUGCUGGUCGUACAGCGGAUAAUGACAGCAAGGAACGCAAAAUACGACAACAGAAAAUACGGCGGUUCCUCAACUUUUUAGGUCAGAGCGCUGAAGUGCUCCCUUUGCCACAUCCACGACCUAAUCGUCGAAACCGUCGUCUGACGGGGCUCGCGCUGUCCUUCGGCUUCGGCGUGGGUAUUUUAGUGUUUCUCGCGUACGUGGUUCGUCAUGGUCUAUUCAAUCCGCUGGCUUUAUGGGAAUAUGUCGUCGAAAGACGUCAGGGCAUGUUGAGCGUUGAGCGUUGA